Molecule: messenger RNA, 1504 nt
Organism: Paramisgurnus dabryanus
Lineage: Eukaryota; Metazoa; Chordata; Actinopteri; Cypriniformes; Cobitidae
Gene: snx10b
Product: sorting nexin 10b
Biological process (GO): cilium assembly; intracellular protein transport; vesicle organization
Cellular component (GO): endosome
Molecular function (GO): phosphatidylinositol phosphate binding
Source: RefSeq, a predicted model, not a curated record
UCUGACACAUAUCAGUGGGCUUUUGACUGUGGUGCGUGUAAACUUUUCUCCAUGGUUCUUGGUCCUAUGCAGGAAUUUACUGGCGUGUGGGUGAGGGAUCCUCGCAUCCAGAAGGAGGAUUUCUGGCAUGCAUACAUGGAUUAUGAAAUCUGCAUAAAUACAAACAGUUUGGCUUUCACUAAGAAAAGUUCUUGUGUGAGGCGGAGAUUCAGCGAAUUUGUGUGGCUACGAAAAAAGCUCCAGGAAAAUGCCCUGCUCGUAACGCAUCUACCCAAACUUCCUCCAAAAAACCCCUUCUUCAGUCUCAACAGUGCCAGGCAAAUCGGCACCCGUAUGGAGGGGCUGAGGAAAUUUCUAGAAGCGGUCGUUCACAACCCGGUGCUUCUGUCAGAUAGUUGCCUGCAUUUGUUUCUACAAUCCCAACUGAGUAUCAAAAAGAUUGAGGCCUGCGCCGAGGGCAGGAGCCGCUACACUGUCUCUGAUGCCAUCCACAGUUUUGGUUCUGGAAUCAAACGCUUUGAUUCUGAAUUAGAGGAGGAUCUGGAGGAUGAAGACGUGCACUAUGAAUCAGAGUGAUUGACUUGCAUGUGUUAAAUAAAUACAGAGCCAAUCCAAAUUCAGAAAGGCAAUGCUGGGUGACAAGAGACAAUGAAAUUGUUACUAAAUCCAUAUUUCAUCAUGCACCUGUGUUCUUUUUAUGAUAAAUCUGCAUCGAAAAAUAGAAUGUAAUUAAACGUUAAAUUGUAUAAAAACACAUUAUGUGAACAUUAAUGUCUUGCUCGAGAAUCAAAUGAAUGUAAAAAAAACAUAACGUGGCCUCUGUGGAAGAUGGUUUGCUGUUAAAACUACAGAUGUGCGUUGAGAGCUUUAUGAGAGGAAAUUUACGCUCGCGUGUGAAGUCCCUUAAACGCAAUAACCCCAUCCUAACAAGCAAAUACAGGGCAUUAGGAUGUUACGUGAUUUAAACCCGGCCUCCGAGAGCUACAUCCAAAUAAUAAUCUCUACUCAAACAAUUUUAUAGCUAUACUUAGCCAUAAAAGAUCAUUGUCUGGAUGCCAUACAAAUUGAGCCUUCUAAUAAAUAUUCAACAAUUACGUGUGAGGUCCUCCAUAUCCCUGACCGGCAGAUGGCGCCGCUGACCAUUGACUGACUGCUCUCAACUGUAAAACCAUAUACGCUUCAAUAAACGCCCUGAAUGCAAGUUUUUUUUGCUUUUUACUGUAAAUCAUUUACUACUUUCAGAAAAGCAUGCAUAGAUUCAUACACACAGAUUUUGGAAGAUAUGUUCCCUUUCAUUGAUGUAAUAAUAAUUUGGCCAAUUUAUAAGCUUUUCAAAUAGAACUAAUUUAUGUUUUGCGAUACUGUACAUACCGCAAACAUGCUGUCUGUUAGUUGUUUUAUAUUUUUUUGUAUUUGUUUCCAAUUUGCAUGCUGAUUUGAGUUUAAAUGUUUCCUAUUAUGUUUACUGUAUUAAAUUAAAAUGAAGGAAUGCUCGUGAGCCCCA